AGGGUGAUAGAUAGAACACCUCCCUUACCUUCAGUAUAAUGAAGGACUAUAAUUCUAUAGCCUCAUUGAUUUAGAACUUUAUUCUUUGUCUGGCUUGUUUGUAUCAUAACUGUAGGAGAAUGUUCUCAUCUAAGUGAUUCCAUUAGAGAAUUAUGUCAUGCUUGCCAAUGAUCAGAGCACUCUCUAAUGGUUUCCUGUACUUUUCAAUGCUAAAGGUUGAUUGGCUCAGAGUUUCAACUUUUGCCAACUCACGUUAUUAGAAACAGUAUAAAAUCCUGAUCUAGUUCUUUGUGCCACCUUGCCUUGGACUGCAGGUUCCUGGACUGGGUGCUACAACUGGGCAAGAAUUUCAAACAACAAGACUGACCUGUAACACUGCCAGCUACCUAUACCUACAAUACAACUGAGAAGUCCAUCACUUCAUGGAAAACCAGUAGCUCCUUUCAGAAGCCUAUGCCUUGCUGAGAUACACACUCACAAGCAGCUGCAGUUUAGAUACGUUUUGGAAUGUUAAUCGUCACUGGGUAGGGCAGGGAAGAUAGGGAAGAGUUUGGAGUGGAGGAGGCCAGCACAGAUGCAGGUAUAGCACACAGAAAAUCCAUCUGGUACCUUGAGAACACUGCUGGAUACUCUUGUUAAAGAGAAUUCUCUUUGUGCUGUUUGGUUUCUUGACUUCCUUUCGAAAUGUCAGCUGUCAGUGGAUUUAUAAAAUACUCUAUGUUUAUCUUCAACUUCAUAUUCUGGAUAUGUGGCUGCGUCAUCCUGGGAGUAUCAAUAUAUGCACGUGUCAGCAAACAUGGUGAAGAGCUCAUCAAUGAAGAAACAUCUGGAGUGGACAUAUUUGCAGCUGUUAAUCUCUUGAUAGCUGUAGGCACCAUUAUCAUGGUACUUGGUUUCCUGGGAUGCUGUGGUGCUAUGAAAGAAAGUCGUUGCAUGCUACUCUUGUUCUUCAUCUCAUUACUUCUGAUUGCGAUUCUUCAGAUUGUCGCAGGUAUAUUAGGUAUUGUCUACAAAUCCAAGAUUGAAGAAUCAUUUAAAAAGAAUUUCCAGGAACAGGUAGAAAUUUUGGACCAAGAUGGUACUGAAUACGAAACAUUUAAAAAUGACUUGGACGCAUUUCAAAAGAAGUUUAAAUGCUGUGGCUUAAUCAAUGGAGCUGCUGACUGGGGAAAGAACUUCGACAAAUAUUCUGCAUCAUGUGAAUGUACAAACAUUACUAAUACAAAUGAUGUUUGUGUAUCGUAUAUGGGAAAACAAGUUUACAAAGAGACAUGUGGUGACUAUAUUAUAAAUUUUUUAAAGAAAAAUUUGGUGGUUGUUGCCGGAGUUGCAUUUGGAGUGGCAGUGAUUGAGAUGCUCGGAUUGGUGUUUUCCAUGGUCUUAUACUGCCAGAUUGGGAAAAAAUGAAACUACAGGAGUUAAGCUGUUACCCACAAAAUUUGCCUUUUAACAAAACUUGCUUUGCUCUUUAAAAAAAAUUACAACUUUGUCAAGAAGUAUUUAGUUUAUUAAAAUACUACAUUUUGAUGAAAGCAUGGGUAAUUUCAUUACGUAUCAGAAGUCUUUGAGUUAAGUGACAUAAUGAUAUGAGUGUAUAUUUUUAUUUGGAAUAAAAACACAUUUUUGUUUUAAUUGA
This is a messenger RNA of Phascolarctos cinereus (koala), 1636 nucleotides long. It is a transcript of the gene TSPAN8, whose product is annotated as tetraspanin 8. The record is from RefSeq and is a predicted model, not a curated record. Gene Ontology annotation, cellular component: plasma membrane. Lineage: Eukaryota; Metazoa; Chordata; Mammalia; Diprotodontia; Phascolarctidae.